AAUUGAUGCUCUACGUCACUCAGCCCUUCUCCACGGACCUCGAUGGAAAAAACGUGGAGCCGAUAGUGUCUGCAGAAGCUCACUUUUUACUAACGUUAGCGUCUGGUGUGAAAACUGUGCCAACCAAAUCAAUACCAGAUGACUACCUAUGGUGACCCUUGAUUGGACAAGUAGAAAGUCAACAACAACAACAGGUCUUGAUUGUGUCCGCAGGGGUCCUCACAAAACUGCCAGAUAAUCAAGGAUGGAGUACAUGCAGUCUGGCGCUACGAGCACCCAGGGAAAUAUCCUGUGCUGCACUUGUGGCGUCCCAAUUCCCCCAAACCCGGCCAAUAUGUGCGUGGCCUGUCUACGCACUCAGGUAGACAUCUCAGAAGGAAUCCCCAAGCAAGUGACAAUCCAUUUCUGCAAGCAAUGUGAACGUUACUUGCAGCCUCCAGCCACAUGGAUGCAGUGUGCUCUGGAGUCCAGGGAGCUGCUCACACUUUGUCUGAAAAAAAUUAAAGGCUCUAUGAGCAAAGUGCGACUUAUUGACGCUGGAUUCCUGUGGACAGAACCUCACUCAAAAAGGAUUAAAAUGAAGGUUACCAUACAGAAGGAGGUGAUGAACGGCGCCAUCCUACAGCAGGUCUUUGUGGUGGAGUUUGUCAUCCAGGCUCAAAUGUGUGACGACUGCCACCGCGUGGAAGCCAAGGACUUCUGGAAGGCUGUGGUUCAAGUUAGACAGAAGACUCUUCACAAAAAGACAUUCUACUAUCUGGAGCAGCUCAUCCUCAAGCAUAAGCUCCACCAGAAUGCCCUAAACAUCAAAGAAAUUCAUGAGGGCAUCGAUUUCUACUAUGGCUCCAAGCAGCACGCUCAGAAGAUGGUCGACUUCCUCCAGUGCACCGUGCCCUGCAGGUUAAAGGUGUCCCAGCGUCUCAUCUCUCACGACAUCCAUUCCAACACGUACAACUACAAGAGCACUUACUCCAUGGAGAUAGUACCCGUUUGCAAGGACAACGUGGUGUGCCUGUCGCCGCGCCUGGCGCAGAGCCUGGGGAACAUGGGUCAAGUGUGCGUGUGCGUCCGGGUCACCAGCACCAUCCACCUCAUCGACCCAAACACCUUGCAGAUUGCCGAGGUUGACGGUAGCACAUACUGGCGCCACCCCUUCAACAGCCUCUGUAACCCACGGCAACUGGAGGAGUUUAUCGUUAUGGAUAUUGACAUCAUCAGAGACCAGAAGCUGGGUGCCGGAGCUGGCAUGAGGUCUAAUAAGCACACUCUGGCUGAGUUGUGGGUACAGAAGACUUCAGAGAUGGACACGGGUCAGCAGUACCACUGCCGCACAUUCCUGGGCCACUUGCUCAACAUUGGAGACCUGGUCAUGGGGUACGACUUUGCCAAUUCUAACGUCAACGACGACUUCUUGAAUAAGAUGAACCCUCAUCAUGUACCUGAUGUGGUGCUUAUCAAGAAGAGCUUUGACCGCAGUCGCAGAGUGAAGCGCAGGAACUGGAAACUUCAGGAGAUGGCCAAAGAAACAGAGAACGUGGAUACAGAUGAUGAGAGACAAUUCCAGGACUUCCUGGAGGACCUGGAGGAGGAUGAGGCUCUGAGGAAAAAUGUUAACAUCUAUAGAGAUGCCUCAAAGAUCCCGGUGGAGAGCGACACCGAUGACGACGGCGCGCCACGCAUCUCUUUGGCGGAAAUGCUGGAGGAGCUCAGCCUCUUGGACGCCACGGGAGGCGAGGGGGACGACAUGAUAGAGUAGAUGUCGCGAGUGCUGAUAAAGCCACACCGCAAGAGAGGAGCUAAAGGAUCUCAGGUUGUGACCUUCCUGAAACAAAUGAUGUAAAAUGCAUAACUGGGCUCAUUGGAGCCUCUGCAUGCACUUUUCAAAUUAAAUAAAAUCAUCAGCUAUCAAAAAAUCA
Molecule: messenger RNA, 1916 nt
Organism: Syngnathus acus (greater pipefish)
Lineage: Eukaryota; Metazoa; Chordata; Actinopteri; Syngnathiformes; Syngnathidae
Gene: nmd3
Product: NMD3 ribosome export adaptor
Exons: 16
Coding region: 245-1756 (503 amino acids)
Biological process (GO): ribosomal large subunit export from nucleus
Cellular component (GO): nucleus; cytoplasm
Molecular function (GO): ribosomal large subunit binding
Source: RefSeq, a predicted model, not a curated record